ACCGACUUCCUUCAUUCUCAACUCUCCACCACCUGCACUCACCUAACUACCGACAAUCAAUUGUUUCAAAAAUUGUCCAUGAUGAUUCCGGCUAUCCCUUCUCGAAUUUGGUCAUUCAGACCAACUCCGGUCCAUGCCCCGGUGUUGUCACCUCAUCUCAUGAUGUGCACUUCAGGGUGGCAUCGGCCCACGCGGUCCUUGAUCCAAUCCCAGCUGCCUACCUCCCCACAUGUGCACCGUAGCGGCUCGGGUCAGCUGUAUAGGAGAACCGCUGAGUGGUUGUCCUCGUCUGUCUCUUGCAUCACUGCUCGUACUGUGUUUUCCGAGGCACUUGAGUCCCCGAGUUUGAUUGCCAAUAAAACAAAAGUCAGUUUCCGCACCAAUACUUUUGGCAGUCAUGUGUUUGUGUAUUAGAUUCAAGCUAACGGUGAAAGAUUCUCAACCUAUCUAAAACUGGGUGGAGUCUGGUAGGAAUUGUUAUUUGUACCAUUGCGAAUGUUCUUUAUGCAUAUAGAAUCAAUCGCACCAGAGAAAUUGGCCUCACCAGCGCCCUGGACCGAGGAUCUGUUCCUGAUAUCCUCUCCGUGGAGCAGCUUGUGGAUCGUAAAGGGAUUACUCCGGCAAUCAGAGCAAUCCUUCAACCAUCCUGCGACUACUCCUUCUAUGACAUGAUCGUGGGAAAUCACGGAACAGGGAAGACAACAUUAGUCCGUCAAGUUGGCCACCAGCUGCCGGGCGUCAUUUACGUCGAUGUUACACCUGCAAGCCAAUCGGAUAAGGGGUUUGCCGAAACUCUUGCGAAUAGGUGCAACUGGUUUCCUCCCUCUCGUUCACCUUUUCAUACCCUGUUGUCCUGGUUGAAUAUUGCUGUUAUGGAAGUUCCUGGUAAGUUUAAACUCAGUUACCAAUCCUCAUUUGGUGUGUAUUAAUUCAUGGAAAGAUGGAAGGGAACAGCUGGUCAAAGUAUGGACAGAAUUUGGGAAUCAGGCUGCUAAAUUCAAGAAAGAAAACGCCCGCAGUGCUGUCCUUAUUUUGGAUAACAUUAAUCGCCUUGCUGAGAAUAACCCCGCCCUGCUUAAUAUGCUACAAGAUCUGGCAAAGGAUGCGGCGGACCAGCAGCUCUUUACCACUGUCUUUGUAACAAGUGAAGGAAGAGCACCAAUACAGAUGCUGAGUAAGCUUGCCCUCACGGAACAUUUGGUAUUGGAUUUUGAAACUUUUGUACUAAUUCAAGGCUGAUGAUUACUUUAGGUCGUUCCGCUGCAUCUAGACUCGGAAUGGUCCUGGUGAUAAACGACUUGAACGAGGAAGAGGCCAUUGGGUAUCUUUGCAACCAGAAAGGAACUAGCACUACCGUGGCGUGGGAAAUUUUCCGCCUUGUUGGUGGCCGAGUUGGGUUUUUGAAAAAGGCGGCUGGGCGUUACAAUGCGGCCGUGGGCCUUGAUGGUAUGUUCGCUAUCUGAUUCCUGCAAUAAAGUAUUAUUAUCUUACUUGAUAACCAUGGCAGACCUGAAGGCCGAAUUUUUAAUGGAGGCCCGAUCUGCAUUUCGUAAAGCAGGAAUCGAGGAUGGGGGGGAGUUCGAGGAUGUGGGAAUCCAGCUUGCAAAACAUAUUCUCGAAAAUGGGUCUAUCACACGCAAGAAAUUUUACUGCAUUGCGGGAGGUCGUGUACAGGGGGACCACCUACUAAAUGCAGAUGUAUUUAGUACUCUGCCUAGGUCUGGGCUGAUUUUGUUUGCUUCUACUCCGGUAGAGAUCAUGGCGAAGGAACUAGUCCUUGAACGUAAGAACUAGUUUGCUGUGCCUGUUUCGGUUCAGGCUGACAACUUUGCUCUUUGGGCUUCUUAAGUUUGUAAAUUGUGAUUGGACGUUGUUACAUCCGGGCACUGGAAGCUUUCUGCCUUUUAACUGGUGUUGUAACUUCAUUCUAACUCUCUGAUGACCACCUCGUUUCAUGCUC
Molecule: messenger RNA, 1960 nt
Organism: Tuber aestivum (summer truffle)
Lineage: Eukaryota; Fungi; Ascomycota; Pezizomycetes; Pezizales; Tuberaceae
Source: the annotation of a GenBank genome assembly